AUACACAAAAAAUCACGAAAGUAAUCACAGUUGCGGACCACUUACAGCGGACAUGUUUCUUUCGAGAAACGAGAGUAACCCUGUUAUAAGAAGACAAAUUGGCGAGCGUGAGCUAUAGUGUCUAUCAAGGAUGAAGAAGAAAAUUUCAACAGAAACAGAAACACCAAGAAAAGUUAAUCAUUUAAAAGUGAAAUAUGGAAAUGUGCCAUGGAACAAAAGAUCAAUCAUAAAAACAUACUCAAGAAGCCGUCCUUGUCUGUUAAAAAGAAAUGUUAAUGUGCAUGAUGACAUUUUCAGGGAUCUUUCAAAUAAAGAUUCCUCUGCUCAAACUUCAACAGCGCCUAAGCUCAAGAAUGGAAAUCUACACAAUUUAGAAUCAACAUGGAGAUGCAACAGCAGUAUUGAUUCCAGAGUAAAUGAUACAAGUGGGCAUUGCCAGCAAAGAGACAGCCAACCUAUGGAGCAAUUCACAUGCAAGGGCCAAGAGAACUCUACUGGGUCUAUUGAAAAGUCUUUGAUAAUUGAUACAAUCAAAGACCAAGAAAAAGAGGUAUCCCCAAAGAAUUCUACCUGUCUUGAAGGAGGAGAUAAGAUGAGCAAUGCUUUAACCAAUGGCCCAAUGCUUUCUCCAAUAAAAGCUGUAAAUAGAACAAACUAUGAAGCUGUGUCAAUGGAUUUCACAAAGCCAUGUGAAGCAGAAGGAAGAAAGCUUGAAACAAAUAAUUGUCUUUCAACAAUUGGCAAAUCAUCCCCAUUUAUUUUAGCUGCACUAAUGAAGCAAAAGAAAAGGAAGGCAAGGAAAUAUAGUCCAAUGUCAUUCAUUAGAGAGAAUGUUAGAGAGAAGAGAUUAACAUUGCCAAAAGAAUACAUGCUGGCUCGUACAUACGUCUUCAAGACACCAAGUUACCUUAGCAAAUUUAAAGAUUCCAAAGUAUCUUGCUCUAGUUUCUCGAAAUCUCCGAAAACGAUAGAGAUUGUGAACAGUCAAAAUUUGGAAAGAACAAUUAUGGAACAAUGUGAACCACUGCCGAGCAAUUCGAUCAACGAUGUAAACGAAGAAUAUUUUAAGGAAGGCAAGUCGAAAUACCCUGAAGCUGCUCUCAAAAGGCCACUCCUUUCAGAUCCGAAUACAAAUGUUCAGAACACGAAUCAAAAUAUAUCAUGUAAGGAGGCCACGCUGGUAAAGUCCAUAUUGCCAGUUUCUGAGCAUUCACUACUGGAAAGCCUAGAGUUGACCAACAAUGGUGUGAAAAAUAAUGAUACUAAGUCGAACAUGACAAAGACGAAUGACUCUUCACAUUCUAGUCUGGGUAUCGAGUUAAAGCCACUUAAAGUUGUUUUGGAAAAAACAUUACUGGAAAAUUCUACAUCUGCCGAGGAAGCGAAGAAAACAGCUAAAAUCAGCUCUAGCAAGGUACAUUCAGUGGUGAAAUCGCAAUCACAAUUUGAGCAAACUCUUCUUGAAGACCUAGAGCUUCCACCCAUUAAUAAUGAAGGUAUAGAAGCAACAUCAGACGUGACAAGAAAGCAAGAUGCUACAAAUUCGAACUUGGAAGUAAGUCACACCGAUGCCGAUAAAAAUGAAAAUCAAAGCUCAUCGGAGUCAUCGGAAGUUUUAAAAGAAAAAGCACUAGAAGAAAACGACAAUCAAUUUGUAGGGAAAAAGACACCCGAGAGUUCCAAGUCCGCUACAAAGGCAACUACAUCGAGCACAAGACCUACUAGAAAAGGCACUCUCAGAGCUGCUCAAGAAAUCACACCAGAAGAUAAGAAUGCUUCGUUUCAUCUUAAAGAAAGAUGCAGUGCCACAAUCCGUCGCAGUCUUCGUUUUCAAAAAUCCCGCGUGCCAUUAGACAUUCUAAUUACAAUGCCAGCAGAUGAAGUGGAAUUUGAUCGUAGAAGCAAACGUAUAGUAAAGACGACAAAAGACAACUUCAUUUUCGACAUGAACAGGUAUUCUAAAGAUACUUUAUUUUCAUAAAAAUUUCCACUUAAAAAUUGCUUCAAUUUGUUAUUAUGUGUUUUUGUUACUUACUAUUAUGCUAAUCGUUUCCACCAGUUGGUUGUUAUGAAACCUAUUUUUUUUAUUUAUUUGAUUAGAAAUCCGAGCUAAGGUUGGUCAGAACAGCUAUCAAAGAUGGCUGAGUGUUUCUGUUAGAUUCAAGUAGUUUCCAGCGUUUUAUGUUUGCCUAGUACUGUAAUGCAGGCUUAUGUUGGCUUGUUUUGUCCCCAGGCCGCUCUUGCAGAUUAAAGUAGAAUCAGUCGUGGUUAGUAUCAGUGAUGGUCAUUAUGGGGGCAUUGGGGCAGGGGCCCUCAAAUCGCGUUCAUGUCGGCAAAUUUGGGCUUUUUUCGGAUAUUUGACAAACGUUUAACGUGCCGAAGGCCAUCCAAAAAGUUGUUUUGUCGAAAAAGCGUAGGCUUUAGCCCCCUCCCCCAUCCCACUUUUUCCCAUCCCACUUCCCCCCAUCCCCAACGAUCUUAUGACUCCAUUCAGAGAAAUCACAAUCUGUUUGAACUAAAAUUAGUUGAAUAUCAUUUUCUAACCUAUUGAGAAUUUUAGUGCAGUUCAUAGUUACUAACAUUUGCUUUGUUUAUUUUGUAUUUUUUCAAGCAAUGUUAUUCUAACAAAGUAACCUUUGUAAUUUAUGUAAAAAUGUUGAGUUGUGUAUUUGAAAAGAAAUUAAUGAAAAAGUUGUAAAAUUUAGAGCAGAUUAAGUACAAUAACGCAAACCAGAUUAUAUACAAUCGUUUUCGAAAUAUUAAAUUUUCCAGAUUACGUCAUACAUAAUAUUCAAAUUUGAGAUCUCAUCAUCUUGUUUUCGAACGGUUAUUCAUGAUGUUAGUUGCUAAUUGAUGUGCGAAAAUUUGUGUUUUUGGAAUUUAAUGCACAGUCGAUAUAAACAAAGAUUGUAAUGUGUAAUGACAAUGAUUGAGAUGAAAAAAAUAGAUUUUUAUUUGAAAGAGGAACAUGACUAAAUGCUUUUGAAAGUUUCCCUUUUGAUGCUAGUGAAACGCUUGGCAACACUCGGCAAAAUAUAAUCAUUAUAUAUUGCAAGGUUUUGUUUCCAAGUCCAUUUAAUUUCUGUAAUUGUUGUUUAAAAAACAAGGAAGAUGAAAAGUGCAUUGCUUCUUGAUUAGGGGAGCGCCCACGGCUACUCACUACUGUUUUCGAACAAAUUUUUCCUCUAGAAUUUUCUAUAAAGAGGCUUGAAUAGAGUUCUGGAUAGUUUAUUUUACACUUUCUCUAGAGUUUCGAUUAUAACAACGUACAUUUGUUUGCCCGACUACUUCUACUUCCACCCUCUUUCUCCCCAAAACAAUGUUGAUAGUUGUCAUGUCAUACAGGCCACAAGAAAAAGCGUACUCAAUAACCUCUCUCUUUUUUCUAUUGUAAAUCAACAUUGUUCUUAUGGGGGAGAGGGGGGAUGGCUAAAUUUGCCUUUAGUGUUCCAAGGCUUUUGGCAGGGAUUGCAGCUUUUCUCUUGCAACCUACCAAUCAUCUAUUUUGGGAGGACAGAGAUCUGAGUGGUGAUGUUACUCCCGCUUACUUUUGUCUUAAUCUCAUAACGGACUAACAUAAAAAAUAGCCAAACUUAAGAAAUUCAUUUGCUUGUAUGCAAUAGGGGAAAUCCUUUUUUGAAGACAAUAGAAAUUAAGGAUAUUACAUUGCAAAAUUCGUCAAAUGGGGUUGAUCAUUUUAACUGCAUCUUGCACUAGUUGCAUCCAUCUGCAAUCACAAAUAAGCAAAGUUUCUUCGAUAGUUUAUUUAAUACAUCGACAUACGUGGCAUUAUCAGUCUUUUCAGACAUCUGAUUCUUGCUUUUUUUCCUCUCUCUUGAGCCUCAAAAUCUUCAUAUUUCUGUUUCUUAUGCUGAAAUAAUGCAUUUUGGGACAAAGUUGGCAGUUUUAAAUUUUCUUUCUGGGGCAAUUCCAUGCCUUUUCUUUUCCAAUACCGCUCUCUUUCAUUUUGCUUUUCAAGUGUUUUUUUCAAGCUUAUGACAAUGGGGCAUUUCGUAUUGAUAGAAGCUUCCUUUCUUGGCUUGAGGGCCUCAGUGCUAGGACCAUUAUUAGAGAUUGCUGGCAAGGUUCUCUCUUUACCUGAUUCGGAAUUUUGUGUUGCUAGUGCAAGCGCCGAUCCAACCAUAUUUCCAGUUAUGUGAUUUUGGUGUAGAAUGUUUCGGGUAGCGUUCGAGUUUUUGAUACAAUUCAUCGCUGCAGCCCUAAGGUCCUGCAUUGUUACUCCACAACUGUGUUCAUUCGAAACUGUUGUUGUACUGCUCGACGCCCUUGAAUUGAAGGGUGAGACUGGGUUACGUUUAGCAUGUUUCGUCCUGUUUUGCUCCUUUCUUCUGUGCACUGAGAGUUUUUUGCCGUGGACUAAUACUGACAUGGACAGACUAGAAUCUUUCAUUUCGAAACUUGAACUCAAGAGUAAUUGAGCAUGAUUCCACACACGAACAAUUUUGUAACUUUCAUUGAUGAAGAGUCUAUCUGGUAUUUUUCACAUUUGGUUAAAACGUUCUGAAAAAUGUUUACGUGCUUUCGCAGUCGUUUACAGUCCCUUCGCCUCUAUAUCCUUGGCGGUAACAAACAUAGAUUAUAAAGUCAAGCACAUUAUUUUAUAUUGACGAUUUCCAUUCGACGAUCUAGAAUUCCACUUCUUCGUGUAUGUUUGUUUUGUGUUCCAUAUGAUCACCUUGUUGUAUCUGAAUCCUGCAGUUACGCUUUUGGCACUUUCCAGGUGAUCAUACAGAAAGCUGCCGCCCGACCGGCGUUUUUCGUCACCCCUUGAGAAUAUAGCAGUGAAUGCUUCGUUUAUGGCGCUUUUAUAAAUGGUGCCACCUCUAAUGUUUUUGUAUUGAGGCGGGGACUUUAGAAUCGUCUAUUAAUUGAAUAAUUGUUUUACCAAUAGCUCUUUUUU
Molecule: messenger RNA, 4921 nt
Organism: Rhopilema esculentum
Lineage: Eukaryota; Metazoa; Cnidaria; Scyphozoa; Rhizostomeae; Rhizostomatidae
Source: RefSeq, a predicted model, not a curated record